Messenger RNA from Strongyloides ratti, 231 nucleotides. RefSeq lists its product as hypothetical. The record is from RefSeq and is a predicted model, not a curated record. The coding region runs from base 1 to 231 and encodes 76 amino acids. NCBI's taxonomy places the organism in Eukaryota, Metazoa, Nematoda, Chromadorea, Rhabditida, Strongyloididae. The transcript has 2 exons.
AUGAUGAAUACAACAAUUUCCUGGAUAUCACCAAUAAAAGUAACAUUGGAUGAUGAAAUGAUAAGACAAUUCCUCAAUAAUUUGAAUAAUCCUUCCUCAUUUCAUCCGAGAUCAAUAAAAAGGGGUUGUUAUAUUAAUGCAGGAUUAGCACAUGGAUGUGACUUGGCAAACAUGAUGCAAGAUAAAUUUGACUACAAUAAAUUUCAAAGCUUUGCCGGACCAGGAAAAUAA